Molecule: messenger RNA, 516 nt
Organism: Geodia barretti
Lineage: Eukaryota; Metazoa; Porifera; Demospongiae; Tetractinellida; Geodiidae
Source: the annotation of a GenBank genome assembly
UUGGAAAGAACCUCCCGCACGGCCAUCUGCCCGGGUUCUUUCGACCCUCUGACCCUGGGGCACGUGGACAUCAUCCGGCGGGCCGCCCGGCAGUUCGACCGGGUCAUUGUCGCGGUGCUCCACAACACCGGGAAGGCGCCGCUUUUCACGGUUCCGGAGCGGCUCGAGUUCAUUAGCGCGACCUUUGCGGACGAUCCCGGGGUGGAAGCGGACGCCUUUUCGGGGCUGCUCGUGGCCUAUGCCCGCCGUCGCGGCGCGACCGCCAUCGUGCGCGGGAUCCGGGCCGUUUCCGAUUUCGAGUACGAGUUCCAGAUGGCGCUCAUGAACCGCCGGCUGGCGCCGGAAGUCGAGACGGUCUUCCUGACUCCGGCGGAGGAGUAUUCCUACGUCAGUUCGAGGCUGAUCAAGGAGAUCACGGCGCUCUCCGGCGAUGUCAGCGGUCUCGUUCCGGAGGCGGUGGCGGGCCGUCUUGUCGAAAAGUUCGCUUCCUCCUCCGAAUCUAUCGAAACCGGGUGA